AUGCCUCCAGGGGCCCAGCAAAAUUCAGCCGGCGCCUUUGUGGCGGGUGCGCAAGUCGCUGCUUCGAAUCAGACACUCAACGCGUGGAUGGGCGGUCGUCAGCUGUCAUGGAUGACUUCACAAAAUUCGACGCCGGCUCCGAAAAACCGUCAGAAGGAUUCUAGCCGUGUUGGAGGACCUUCGUCCCGUAUCCAUGGACAACCCUCCUCCAACAACCCUCUGGACUCGAACCCUCCGAAUCACGGCAGCGUCCCCACGCUACAUACAAGACUUACCGAAGCCUCGCCAGAUAGUGCGGUUGAGUCUGGCAAACAAAUACCUGAUUGUGCAGCUGCUCUCCCUUCGCCAGCCCCUACUGACCAACCAAGUCCACCUACAGCAACGUCAAAUCAGCCCUACCAGACCCGAGAUUCAGAAGCCCGAAGCCCUGGCAUAGCCCACAGCCAGACUCCUGGGCAGCGGAGCGUCACAACAGCCAGUCUAGCCAGACUCUCUACACAAGACCAACUAGCGACUGGUCAUCCUCAGACGAGUUUAAAACCUGAUGUCAGGAGCCCUGAUCUGGCCCAGACUGGCCGAGAGCCAUCCAAAGCAGAUAGGCAUUCCGAGUUGAGGUUCGUUCUUAACGAGGAUGAUGGCGGAGCCCGCCUCUCUACGGCAUCUCCAUCUCUUCAAAGCAGAGCCACAAACCAGUCUCCCGUCGUUUCAAAUACUAGACUGCCGAGCACACCCAACCUGUCAUUUAUGCCAGAACUACGGCCCAGCCGAAGUCGCGAUGCAGCUCCUGUAGUCUCGGAUCUUGCCCAACCAUCAGCUGCCCAGCUGGCUUUUCCCCAGCAUAGUUCUGCGGCGCAAAUACCUGGCCAAGGACAUGAAGUCAGGCGGCAGGCCCCCGAACAGUCUCCGUUCAGCCUUAACUUGGACUGUUUACGCCAGCAGGCAAUGUCCAGCCAGCUGGACAAAAUUGUUCAGCUUUGCGGUGGCCCACUAAAUCUUCCUGCCGAUAAUACAACAGGACCUAGGCUCAGGUUACUCAGAGACGCUGUGAAUAGGAGCGAUUACUUCUACAUCGUGCUGCACCAGAUUCUUUGUGUGUGGUCUUUCCGCAAGGAAUGGGUACAUGCCGCCCUUAACCUUGAUCACGCCGUGAUAGAAGGAGCGCUGAAUGUUCUACAAAACACCCUAAGAAAAAACGACAAUAUGCUGCGAGAUCAUACUCUAUUGUUCGCCAAUUUCCCUGAAUCUCCGACCUCAGGCUUGUGGAGAUCUGAGUUUUAUCACAAAUACAUCGGAGACGUCGCUGCAUUUUUACACUGUCUUCAUCACCAGUGGAACAGGGUUUUGAUUCCUAGCAUGAGGCCCAAAACUGGCAGGGGCUAUCCGAUUCUUGCAAGCGAGCUACAUCUUCAGCUAAGGCUUCGGUCUCCUGUCCUUGAACCGGUAUUUUUUACCGUGACACGGAGACAUAUGGGUAUCCCAGAUGGCCCCGUUGCCGAUAAAAUGGCGGAAAUAUUUCAAAAGGAUUUGCAAACCGACUACGCCAAAAUGCCAGAGCGUGAUCAGGGUAGGGCAAGGGUUGAAUUAAUCAACAGAUACAAGCAGCUUGCGUUCGGAGUUCAAUCAUCUCAGACUUCGCCAGUACCGGCCGUGCAGCCGCUUGUUCAGCCAGGCAUCGCUAUGUUACCGACCAUGGGAAGACAGCAACAAAUGGUGGACCCGUCAAGGCAGUUUUCUUCUGGACAUCCUACUAUCCAGAAUGCGGUUACAGGCCAGCUUGCUCCCCGCCCGGCAUUCGGCAUGCGUACUUCUUCAUCUGCUCAGCACUCUAUUGACUACCCAAACAACUUGAUGCCAAUGCCAGCGCAGCUCACACUACGCAGCAAUAAUCACAUUACCUCUGGCGGUGAAAUGCAGACAGCUUUGCAGUCACACAGGAUGCCCAUCCCGGUAAUUGGAGGUUAUUUCAAUCAGCCGAUGACUCCUGCAGGCUCCCCACAUCAUACCAAUGCACAACUACCAAGUAUCUCGAAAAUGAUCCAGACUCCAGGUCAUGUAUCGUCGGUGCUGCAAGCACCUUCUGGGGGCAUUCCAGUACAGUUAGCAACGGUCACUUCACCUACACAGUCGACUGCUGCACCGGGAUUCCAACAUGCCUUCCCUCCCAAUGGUGGUUUCCAAGGACCACAAGCUCAUCCGGGUCAACACGUGCCUCACCAGCAAACUCGGCACGCACACCAGAUACGCCAAGUGAAUCAAGCGAAUCAUCAGCAUCAGGGCCAUGCAAUGGUACCAACAAAUUUCCCCAGUAUGAUGUCGCCUCGGGCACACCAGAUUUCACAACUGCCUGUCUCCCAAAGUAACUUUCAUCAACUUCGGCCAGUUUACGUUGAAAAUAUGCUUCCUCAAGUGCUCUCUGCCUCCCAAGCAAAAUCCGGUCGGCAUAGAACGUCAAGGCCAAAGGGGGCAUUGUUUCGGCCACCACAGCAGCAUAUCCCCCUCGACCAAAUGCCUCACAGUCCUUGGGAACCGAAGGCUUUGGCCAUGGCACUCCACCAAGCGGACGUGCGCAGCCCUAGACGAGUGCCACGAGAACUUCCAUUGAAGGAUGAUCUGUUGCCACGAGAGAGAUACUAUCAAUCAAUCAGAAAUCUUGCAGUAGGCCCAGUUGCAACCAGACCGCGCCAUGAACUGCACCGUUUGGUCUUCACCGUUCCUGAUGGAGAUUUUGACAAGGUUUCCUCGCCUCGGCUUCCGAUAGGCGAGCAGAUUCCCGUCUCGGAAUAUUUCAAUGGAUCCCUACGAUAUCGUCUCCGUUUGUGCGAACUGCCCCUUUGUGAAUCACAGCAACAAACGGUACCGGAAACCAUCUGGGCUGUGGCCCAAACUUACUGGCCUGAUCACAUCUCCAUCAUAGUCAACAACCAAGCCAUGAAAAUUCGCCGAAAACAACACAACGGACAACAUCAGCCGGUGGAACUGACUCCGUUUGUUUCUCGAGGCGUCAAUACCAUAUCAGUCGGUAUAUCACCGCAAUCCUGUGCCCAGAGAAAAGCAAAUACGACUUAUUUCAUGGCGGUUGAGAUCAUUGAAACACUGAACCACCAGAGCAUCCUUGACAUGGUAUUGAAAUCGGGCGUCAUAUCUGCGGACACGACUAGACAGUCCAUUCAAAACCGUUUGAAACCUGUGCGAGGGGAAGACGACGAUGAUGUCGCUGUUGUCGAUAGCGAUCUCAGCAUCGAUCUGGCUGAUCCGUUCAGUUCCACCAUUUUCAGGGUUCCGGUUCGUGGCGUAACAUGCACGCACAUGGAAUGCUUUGAUCUGGGUUAUUGGUUGCAAACGAGGCCAGCUAAGCCAGUAUGCACAUUACAUUCAUCUGGUGAUGCUUGCCGCCGCGGUUGCAGCAAUUCUGACAUGGGCCCUGAGCCAUCUUUGGUGGACAAAUGGAAAUGCCCCCUCUGCGACGGGGAUGCUCGACCUUACAGCCUUCGGAUGGAUAGUUUCAUGGCAGACGUUCGGACGAAGCUCGAGAAAGACGGAAACCUCAACACGAAAACAAUAUAUGUAGCAGCUGAUGGGACAUGGAGGCCCAAGGUUGAAGAGGCAAGUGACGAGGAUGAGGAUGAGGAUGAUGAGGAAGGCGAUGAAAUGCCCCCAGCAAAGCGAAACAAGACCGGCCCGCUACAUCCAGAGACGACAGCGGUGGAAAUCAUUGAACUGGAUUGA
This is a messenger RNA of Colletotrichum truncatum, 3726 nucleotides long. RefSeq names its product miz zinc finger protein. The record is from RefSeq and is a predicted model, not a curated record. NCBI's taxonomy places the organism in Eukaryota, Fungi, Ascomycota, Sordariomycetes, Glomerellales, Glomerellaceae. Gene Ontology annotation, molecular function: zinc ion binding; SUMO ligase activity. Gene Ontology annotation, biological process: protein sumoylation. Gene Ontology annotation, cellular component: chromatin.